GAAACAUCCAAAAAUUGAAAUUUGCACAUAGGUAAUUUACGCUUGCCGUCAGGGUCUACUCUACUACGCAGUUAGUUUUUUUUGCCUAUCACACUUACUCAUAUUUAUUACCUUAUCUGUUUACCUUUUUUUUUGGGUUAAUGAGAUUCGGAUUUCUUCGUCGGACAAGACAAAGGGAAUUAGAUUUAGUCGAGUACGAAUCGCCGAUAGAUGAGUACCGUCAGUCGCGUCCAGGCAUUAUCAAUUUUUCUCACACAAGUUAAGAUUUUUCGACCGCUAUUUUCCGAUUAUCGCGUCGUGUGUCCAUAGUGUACCAAUUGACUUCUGGAUUUUGGGUGAUUAGUGGGAUAAUGCCCUACUGCGACCCUUGGACAGAGGAUUCCCCAAUUUUAGAAGAGUUAUUAGAAGAAUCGGAAGCAGAGAUUAACGUUGAUAAAAAUGAGGCAGAAAUAAAGGAAAUCAAGGAAGACUGAGGCUAAGCUGUGCUGAGGCUUCAAUAGGAUUCAAAAAAAAGAAGAGACCAUAAUCUAACCUAACCUGGUUUUUUGUUUACAUUUCCACUAGCAAAACAAAUAUUGAAAAUCUAAACGAAAAAUGAGUAAUAUAUACAUUUUAGAACCACCUACGUCGGGAAAAGUUUUAUUGAAAACGACUGCUGGAGACAUCGACAUAGAGCUUUGGUCCAAAGAAACCCCAAAAACAUGCAGAAAUUUCAUACAGCUUUGCCUAGAAGGAUACUACGACAAUACAACAUUCCACAGGGUCGUGAAAAACUUUAUAGUACAAGGAGGCGAUCCUCAAGGAGACGGUACUGGUGGGGAAUCGAUUUACGGGGAACCUUUCAAAGAUGAAUUUCAUCAGCGUCUUCGGUUCUCUCGCCGAGGCCUCCUGGCAAUGGCUAAUGCUGGAAAAGACGACAAUGGAUCGCAAUUUUUUUUCACUCUGGCAGCCACUCCAGAAUUGCAGAAUAAACAUACUAUAUUUGGAAAAGUUGUCGGUGAUACUCUAUUUAAUAUGAUUAAGCUUUCUGAGGGUAUAAUUGAAGAUGAAACCCCCAUGUACCCUUAUAAAAUUCUUAAAACUGAGGUGUUGAGCAAUCCUUUUUCUGAUAUUGAACCUAGAGUAAAGGAAAUACAAACUAAAGAGAAGAAGAAGAAAGAAAAACAACCAGGAGUUAAGAAUUUCAAGUUAUUGUCAUUUGGUGAAGAAGCGGAAGAAGAUGAAGAAAUAUCUACCAGAGAAAGUGGGAAGCUAAACUCUAAAGGAAAAUCUUCCCAUGAUGUUCUCAAUGAUCCUAAACUUAGUUCAGAAACACAAGUUGCCCCUGACACUAAGGAAAAUGACGAUAAAGAAGAAGAAGACACUGCUGAACAGCAAUUAGAAAGUAUAAGAAAAAAAUUAAAAACCAGUCACAAAAAAACCAAAAAAGUGGUAACAAAACCAGCAACAAAGACCAGUCAGGACAACGACGAUGAUGCAGCAUUGGAAGAUUAUUAUUUGAAUAAAGAUAGAGAUGAGGAAAGAAAAAAAAAAGUGGAAGAAUUGAAAAAAGAAAUUCAGUCUGUCAAAAAGGAAUAUCACCAAAAUAAGCUGAAAAAAGAUGCAGACUCUAAAGAACAAACUGAAGAUGAUAAAGAGAAAAGCGAAACUUUCAAGCAAUACAAAGAAGAAGUUGAUGUGUAUAGAAACAGAAAUAAAUCCCUUCCAAGAAAAAAGGCCGAAAGAGAACAAUUCACACUAAAAUUACUUGAGAGUUUCAAGCAAAAGUUACAAUCUGUCAAGGACAAAGAAGUGGAAGAAGAAGAAGCUAAAGAAGCGGAAAAACAGAAAAAUGAAGAUCUCGAUAAAGAAGAAACUUGGUUGAAUCAUAAGCUUCAAUUCACAGACAGCUUGGUCUUGGCUAAAGAUGCAAACACAAAAGACGAUGAUUGGUUUGAAAUUUAUGAUCCAAGAAAUCCAUUAAAUAAAAGACGCAGGGGCGAAACUACAAACACAAAACAUACAAAAAAAUAAAGAAAAUGUAACAAUGAAUUGUCAUUAUGCCAACUAUUUUAUAUAUGCAUUGUCUUAACAGUUUUUGUUAAAGAAUUUUAAUCAAAUUAUGGCAAUUUUAACAAUAAAUAAAUUAUAAGAACAUAUGUAUGUAGGUAUGUCUUUUAUUUAUUACACUGUGAAUUAUAACGGAAAAUAUUCAAUAAUCCUUAUCUAAAAAUUUAGUCCUAGCUACAAAAGCCACCUUUUGCGCUUUUUGAACAAUAUCCGGACAAGGUUGUCGUUUUUUCAAAUGACAUUCUUUGAAGAAUCCUUCGUUUCUAGGAAAACCGUUUGUAUUGUCUGAAAAAGUCGUCAAGCCUAGACCAAAAAUUUUUCCUCCCCUAUAUUCCCCUUCAUGGCGCAUUCCAUCGGAACGACAAAAUACUCCAUAACCAUGAAACCAACCUUGAGCAAAUUCACCUUCAUAUCUGCAAAAUGUAAUUUUAAUUUUUUCAGAUGAGCUUAAAUUAUUUUUCUACCUGGCUCCAUCACAGAAAGUCAACACUCCUAGUCCAUUAAAUAAUCCAUCUUCAAACAUGCCGUCAUAUCUAGUUCCAUCUGCAAAAAGUAAAUGUCCUUCUCCUUGCCUGUAGCCUUCAUUAUUCCAGGAUCCAACAUAAAUGGUUCCAUUUUCGUAUCGGUAGCCACCAUAAACAACU
Ceutorhynchus assimilis (cabbage seed weevil) is the source of this 2693-nucleotide messenger RNA. The record is from the annotation of a GenBank genome assembly. Lineage: Eukaryota; Metazoa; Arthropoda; Insecta; Coleoptera; Curculionidae.